AUGUUCUGGCUCACAUAUCUUUACUGCAAAGUGGUGGCAGUCCUGAUACGGACCAUUGCCCGUUCCAGGCUAUCCACCGCGAAACCGGAUGACGUUCGUCAGAUCCAGUCGCGAGAGCCUUCAAGAAGCAUCAAAAUCCAUGUCUACGAGUCUGGAACCGGAUCGAAGCCUGCCCCAGUUCUUAUAAACUUCCACGGGAGUGGAUUUAUUCUCCCUCUCCAUGGAUCGGACGACGAAUUCUGUCGGUUAGUGAACCAGAGGACUGGAUAUGCAGUUCUAGAUGCCCAGUACCGGCUGGCACCGGAACACCCAUUCCCAGCGGCGCUCAACGACGUUGAGGAUGUGGUAAAUUGGGUACUGCAGCAGCCAGACAACUUCGACCGAGCUCGAAUCGCCAUUUCAGGUUUCAGUGCAGGAGGUAAUCUCGCUCUAGCUGCCUCAUCGACUCUGUUUCCUCGCGAGACGUUUCAUGCUGUUCUCACCUUCUACCCGCCCGUUGACCUUGAUACCGAUCCCGGUUCAAAAGCGCCUCCAGAUCCCACCGGAACUCCCCUUCCCGCGUUUCUGGCUCGGCUGUUUGACAAGUGCUACAUCCCCUCGUCGCAUGACAAAAAAGACCCUCGGAUUUCGCCGUAUUAUGCACACCCCGAUUGCUUCCCUAGCCGUGUCCUGAUGAUAACGGCAGCCGGGGACAGCCUGGCGCAAGAAGCCGAGGAACUGGCGGUCAAGUUAGGGAAGGAGGCUGGCGGCAAAGUGGUCUCCCAGAGAAUGGAGGGCUGCGACCAUGGUUGGAACAUCUCGCCCAAGAAUACGGUGCAACGGGAGGCAAGAGACCAAGCAUACAACAUGGUUUUUGCUUUGUUGAAUGAGCGGUGA
This is a messenger RNA of Aspergillus puulaauensis, 876 nucleotides long. RefSeq names its product putative esterase/lipase. Gene Ontology annotation, molecular function: hydrolase activity. The record is from RefSeq and is a predicted model, not a curated record. The coding region runs from base 1 to 876 and encodes 291 amino acids. The transcript has a single exon. NCBI's taxonomy places the organism in Eukaryota, Fungi, Ascomycota, Eurotiomycetes, Eurotiales, Aspergillaceae.